UCCACCCACCAAAACACCAAAGAUGGCGACGUCUCCGGGUACGGUGGUGUCUUCUCCUCUCUCUUCGGCCUCCUUCAGUCCCAAACCGGAUACGCCAUGCCCCAUGUUCGACGGAGACCAGUACAAAUGUGAUGUUAUCGUUGGCAUCAGGAAGACUGUGGCCAGCUUGUCUCUGAUUGGCUGCCUGUUCAUGAUCGGGGUAAUCUGGCUGUUCAGGAAGUACAGGUCCUUUGUGCAGCGAUUGAUCCUGUACCUGAGUAUAGCAGCCCUACUGGAUGAUAUAGCCUACCUCAUGGGAGACCUCCAUCCAGAUGGUACUCUGUGUAACUUCCAGGCAUUCCUACUCACUUUCUUUGAAUGGUCAGUGUUACUCUGGGUGUGCUGUAUCACCUUCAACUUGACCCUGAACAUCAUCUGGAUGACCCGGACUGACAAGUAUGAGAUAGUGUACCAUGUGCUGUCGUGGGGGGUUCCCCUGAUCCUAGCCUGCCUCCCCUUCAUUGGCCACCACUAUGGACCGGCCGGAGCCUGGUGUUGGAUACCAAACCAGUACACACACUGGAGGUUUGCAAUAUGGUACGGCCCUUUGUUCUGCCUGCUGGGUUUGAUGGUUGUCGUCUACACCUGCAUUACUGUCACACUCAACAGGAAGGUGAAAAGAUGGGAGGGAACAUAUGACCCUGAUGUGGAGAGGAACAAGGAAAUGCUGAAGGAGGACAUCAAGCCCCUGCGAGCGUACCCUUUCAUCUACCUGGCUCUCUCCAUCUUCCCUCUCGUACACAGGAUCCAGAACGCGAUCUCCCCAGACACCAUGGUGUUUGCUCUGGUGGUUCUGCAUGCGCUCACGUCACCUCUGCAAGGAAUGGUGAAUGCUAUUGUUUACGGACUGGACAGAGAAACCAUCGUACGGCUCACUCCUACAUCCAUCAAGCUCGCCAUCCAGAGCCACUUGAACCAGCCCACCCUCAUCAGCGAGUACCCAUCAGCCCCUGUGCACUCCCAGGAUGCAUCAGCUGACCUUUCACCUGUGGUUGACCCCGAGAGUGACCCCCAGGACCAGGAGGAGAGCUGACAGUUACUCACAGGCACCGAGUAAGGAACUACCAUCGGAGAAGGGUAAACAUUUCGGCAGUACUUUCUUUAAUACAUAUUUCGCCUGUCCAAAAUUGAAGAAUUUUGUGUGCUUAAGAUUAAGCAAAACAUUGGAUUUGAUCUUGAAAUACAUUCGGAAGAAAAUGUGGGGAAGUUUGGAAUAGAAAUUCAUGACUGGAAAUGUGUCAAAGAUCAUGUAAAAUCUUGCGAUUGGCAACACAUUAUACAUGUAUGUUCUCUAGUAAACGAAAUGAAAAAAAUUAUGACAUAUGCUAAUACAAUAGAAAUCAAAAUUUGGAACAAAAUGUCUAAAUGUUAGGUAUUAUGUAUUUUGGGAAAAAUUCUGGUCGUUGAUUCCGUGAUGGUAGUGCUUUAGUCUGUGUCUGUGGAGAAUUGUGAGCUGCAUAAAAAGAUAA
Molecule: messenger RNA, 1508 nt
Organism: Branchiostoma floridae (Florida lancelet)
Lineage: Eukaryota; Metazoa; Chordata; Leptocardii; Amphioxiformes; Branchiostomatidae
Product: cyclic AMP receptor-like protein A
Exons: 14
Coding region: 23-1072 (349 amino acids)
Biological process (GO): cell surface receptor signaling pathway; adenylate cyclase-activating G protein-coupled receptor signaling pathway
Cellular component (GO): plasma membrane
Molecular function (GO): G protein-coupled receptor activity
Source: RefSeq, a predicted model, not a curated record